UCACAAAAUUACUUGUUUACAAAGGUAAAACAAAAUAUGUUUUAAUUAUUUAUUUAAGUUAUAAAUUAGAUUUCAAAUUAAUUAACAUUGAAUGAGCAUUUUAUUAACACGAUUAAGAUGUACAUUGUUUUCUUUCGAACGGAGUUAAAUAUUGCAAACGAGGCUGUGGUAUGCCGCCAUUUUGAUGGCGUGUUACGAUUUUUUAACAGUAACAAUAGUUAUCAUAUAUAGUGAAACUGAAUGGAUAACUGAAACUAAGAUGCCUUCAAAACAAUCGAAAAGCAAUUUUCUUAACUGGAUUAACCUUUCUAGAAUGUAUCUGCAAAUGUGAAUAUGGCUACAACGGGUACGGAAAAGUACAGUAGGAUUCUUCUUACUUUAGUUAAAGGAGGGACAAAAGUCACGAGAAGGUUCUUCGAAAAACGUGUUAAAGAUCUCAGUCCUGAACAAACCAUCGAUGAGUUUUUAGCCAGACACAAAAUUGCGAUAUUACAAAAGAAGCCAGGUAAAAACAAAAGAAAUAUCUAUUUCCCGUCCACAGGAAAUACGGAUCUGGAACAAUGGGACUUAAAUAUGUUCUGUUACAUAUUGAUCGAAACAUGCGAUUUGACGCCGACCUUGUGCAUGUACGUUGAGAAACUGCCAAAGAUCAGGAAUAAGCUUUGUCAUUUGAAUGAACCAACUCUUGAAGAUGUAAAAUUCCAAGAUUACAAGGACAAAAUAAAAUGUUGCUUUAAAAACUGCCUCAAGGAAAUAGAUGACGCGGAGUUCAAAAAUGAAAUAAAGCUACUAAUCAAGUCAUUUGCAUCUGGUCCAUUGACACUGGAGGAUACGCUCAAAUCAAUUCACACCUUUUAUCACAUGGAACUCGAUCAAAUGGAAAAAUUAGAUAAACUUGACCAAGGCCAGACGGAAAUGAAUGAAAAACUUGACAGAAAUCUCGAAAAGCUUGAAAGUAUUGAAUCACGCUUGCCACAGGGGACACCUGUUGAUGUCCCGGGCAUGGGCAUUGUCAUCAGUGUGAACAGUUGCAGCAACGACAAAGAAAAAGAAGUUUUGGGCGUUUUAGUGAAACAUUUCAACCAGAUAAUAAACAACAAGGAAUCAACUCUUAAGGAAGAUCUACCAAAUGGUGCCUUACAUACCAUAAGAGAGGCAGUUGAACAAACGUUCCAUGAAUUUUUAAAGAUGGGAAGGCAUAUUGUCAAAGUGGAACAGAAGUGUAUUUUACUUGUAGUGAAAUGUACAUCAAUUGGCAGUUUUGUAAAUCUUUUACGAGAUUAUAGGAAUGAUGCUCUCACAAAGCAACUCUCCGGACUUGAGACGGCCAUUAGAUCCUUGGAUGGUUGUGAAGAUGUUGAACUGGAAACCGCAAUCGACAAAGACGAAUUUUGGAGAGUCAUGGACGAACUGGUAUCGACCUUAGACGAGCAAGUGCAACCAAGUGAACACACCAUACAGCCAUAUAUGGGCCACUGCAGCCUCUCUAGUCCUUCACUCAACACAAACAGAACGAGAGUAAACGGCUUAGGCGAUAUACAUUUAGCUGAAGAUACUUCUCAACAAGCAAGGUUAAAUGAGAAUUCUAUUCGUCUGACAAUAAAAUGUGCAACACUUUCACAUCGGCAAAAACUACAGGAAUAUUUUGAAACGGGUGUUUUUGAGAAUGGAAUGAAGCGCAUUCAAACAGAAAUUGGAAACCAGUUAAAAAUACAAAAUAUGUCAAUCACAGCACAGUUAGUCAAAGACGGCAUUGAGUCUGAAAAAGGCAGGUCUACCAGUGUAGAGGAUACAUGUCUAGAUAGUGGCGAGGACGACAAAGGCAUAGCUUAUAAGUUUGAAGAAGCUGCAGGCAAUGUGAAUCAACAUCCAAAGAACAACGUAGAAAUGAACGAGUUGCAAAGUGAUUUAAAAUCACUGUGUGAUGAAAACGUUAGUGACAUUAAUGAACACAAAGAAGUUAAAAAUGAUGAUUUGUAUACCAUCGGAUCUUCAAAAGUGGAUCACACAUAUCUGGACCAGGUCGAAGACGAAACAAGUGAGACUGAAGACACAUAUACAAACGAACGCCAAAAGAACAAUUCAGAAAAUCAAGAAUUUCAAAGUGAUUACGACAUACAGUCAGAUGAACGGAUGUGUGACAUUGACGAACUCAUUUACAGCAGUAAAAUGUCAAUGUUCGAAGGAGAUCGAGAGAAGGCUAGAAAAUUAGCCAUUGAAGCUACAGGUCGCAUUGAUAAAGAAAAGGAAAAUUUGCUUACAGAUUCGGAAUCAGCAUCAUGGGACGAAAAGUUAACCGACUGGUAUUGGGACUGUUAUUCUAUUCUCAAUUUGCUUAGUGAAACCCAAGUAGCCACAAGGUGCUAUUACACAGCGAUGGUUUUUGAUCCUGAGUGGGAUUACGAUGAACACUUGCAUUUGUCAGAUAUGCUUUGGGGAAAGUUAGUUUAUUUAAGAUGGACGAGCACACCCAGUGAAAUAUGUCAGGAUGUUGAACCUUUAUUGAAAGAAAUAGACGGCUUAGCGCAUCUAGCCGAGGAAAGAAAACAGUGGUCUGUGUCCCUUGCAAUAGAUAGUGAUAUUGAAACAGUUUACUACUUCUUAAACAAGUUAAAGCGAUUUCGAAUGAUACCACUUGACACCAUCAAACAACCGGAAAGGACGUACGCUUUCAGGCGUAUGGGAAGAUGUUACCUUAACAUGGGUCUGCAUCAUGAUGCAAGGAAAACAUGUAUAACAAUUCUCCAAGAUAUGUGUGAAUAUGAUGAUACAGAGGCUUUUGAAAUUUGGGCACAAUCGCUCUAUGAGACUGGAGAUUUUGAGUUAGCACUGGACAAAAGUGCACUUGCCCUGAAGUAUUGUCAGAAUGCUGUUACUGAGGGAAAGCUGCGAACAUUUCAAAUAGAAAUCAAGAAAAAAAUAGAAGAGAAAAGGAUGCCUCAAACAAAUAAACCUGAUGAAGAUUGGUUACAAGGUACACAUGCUAAAUCGACGUCUACCUCAGGCGUACCGAAAAUACCAGAAAAACAAAAAAAGAAACAUAGAAGGCCUAAAGCGAGAGACUAUUCAGAACAAACUCAAUCUUUUAGAGGAGCUGUUCCUUUAGAAAAGGAGACUAAAAUCUAUGGUCACGAUAGAACUCGCCCUAAACCCAUUGAAUCUUUAAGCGAAAGACCAAGAACCUCAAGUGAAUGUAGUAUAACAACAAACACGACCGAAUGCAGUGUCUCGGAAUCAGAGUCGGAUAAUGACACCUAUACUUACAUUGAUGAAGCUUCAUCGACUAGUGAAUGUGAGAAUGAUGGGAUCGUCGACUCAGAAUUGUCAUUCUAUGAACAGAGCCUUCAAAACAGAACAAACACGUCACCUACUGAAAAACUUUUAAAAGGAGGCGUACAUCUCGGUCCGUCUUACUUAAAGCAGUUCGAUGACAAACAUCCUGAUGUUUUAGACAGGAAACAGUUUUACAACGAUCUUCUUCCAAAAGCUGAUCUAGAGAGAAAGGUUUUAUCAAAUCCAAAAAAGUACGUUAAGUGUGUCAUACAAUUUGAAACAUCACAUGAGGCGUAUUGUAAGCCUGUCGAUUCAAACAAGCAUAUUAAUUUGAUUGAAAUCUCCGGGCGCUCAAAGAUUGGAUGUAAAGUGUUUAACGAGGACGAGGUUGUUGUGGAAAUACUUGAUACUCAUGAGAAGGAAGAAAAAAGGUAUGGAAAAGUAAUUGGUGUUUGGAAUAGAAAACGGCACAAAGAUACCAAACAUCCUGUGCUUCUUUGCACAUUAGACGACAUGGAAAGUCAUCUUGUAAGGCCUAUGUGUAAGACUGUACCCAAAAUUCAUAUUCUCACAAAGGACAUUGCAAAACAAUUUAAAACUAAAAGAGAAAGAGCAUACAAGCUCGAGGUGUAUGAAUAUGAUGCGGGGAAAGGAUGUUUCUGCAAUCCGCAAACAAAAGAAAUAAAUCCAGCAGAUCAGGGUUCAUAUAUACUGGUAGUGGCCUACAUACACUGGGGUACACGUCAUAUUUAUCCAAGGGGAGCAGUUAUAGAUAUUCUGCCUAAAGUAAACAGUGUGUUAACAGGGCUUAAAAUCCUUAACCUCCAGUACGAGAUUCCUGGUCUGUACAGCAGGACUACGACUGAAUCGGUAAGAAGUUUGAUACGAAGUUGUGGAGAAGGUUUGGAAUUGCAAAUGCUUCAAGGUAGAACAAAUCUAACCGAAAUGAACAUUUUCACUGUUAAUCAAGCAGAUGUCGUCGAUUUGAAUUACGCAUUUAGUAUCGAAGAUGUUGAAGACGGUUACAAAGUUGGCUUACAUGUAUCAGAUGUGUCCGCGUUUGUAAAAAAAGGAUCACCAUUGGACGAAGAAGCCUCCCAACGAGCAACUACAUUUGAUGCUUUGUUUGGAAAGAAAAGAUAUAUGUUGCCAGAACCUUUAAGUGAAGAUAUAUGCAGCCUCCUACCUAACAAAGAAAGACUCACUAUAUCGGUAUUUUUACUCAUUUCAAGCAAUGGCAAACAAAUGCAGAUGGAGGGCAGAAAUUAUGAAGUUGUGCUGUCAUACAUAAAAUCAAAAAGGCAUCUAACAUAUGAAGAAGCUGAAAAAUUGUUAACUUCUCAGGAAAAGGAUGAUGGUGUAAGGGGAGACAUUUAUAAACUAUUCCAAGUUUCUUGCAAAAUGAAACAGUGCAGAUCAGAAUAUGCAAGUGACGCAUCUGAUUUUGAGUAUUUUGACGAACUGGAGUUCACAGAGUCUCAGACUGAAUCAGUGAAAACACAGAGCAUGGUUGAAGAGAUUUUAAUAGCGGCCAACAGGAAAAUAACACAACAUUUACUAGGAAACUACAGGAAUUGUGUACCGCUACAGUACAUUCCACCACCAAGUGAUGAGGCAAUUGAAGACUUUCAUAGAAAAGCAGACGUGUAUAAAGAUAUAAUUCUUAAAUUACAAAAUAAACGGAUUGGCACAACUGUUCCAAGUUUUAAUAAAUGCGUUGGCCAAAAGACGAACCGAUAUGUCAGUCUGUCAACAAACGUGUGGAAAUCAAUACUGGGGGCACCUAAAAAAGCAGCAAAAUAUAUCCAAGAAGACGAUCUUCAUCCGAUGCAGCUCACAACAUUCAUACAAUGGCUUGCUAUUAAAAAUGAAGCUGAAUACAUAUCUUCUGGUACAUUAAAAUCAACUGGAUUUUACAAAAAAGCAGACACAAGAUUUACAUCACCAACACGAUCAUUUAUAGAUGUCAUUGUGCAAAGACUCAUACAUGCAAAAGCUCAUAACAGAACAUGUCCUUAUCAGAUGGAGGAUAUUGAACGCAUCUGUAUUCACGCAAAUUCAAUGAGAAUGAGAGAACGGAAUUACAGAAAAGCUGGCUAUCUAUUGAAAUUAGCCACAGAACUCCGAGACAGUCCAGUGAUGAUUUAUGCAUUUGUGAACAAGGUCUCUGACAGUGGUGUUACCCUAUGUUCCUCGCUCCUUAAAAAUGCUUCCAAGCAAGAAAUGGAUUUGGCAUUUAAUCUGUUAGAUGUAGCUGUAAAACCAAAGGUGCUUGAAGACCAAAUUACACAUUGGAAUAAAGUGAAGACAGUGUGGAAGAAGAGGUUGUAUGAUUUCCAUAUUCGCACAAAUAUGCCAGAUGAUCGAGGCUACGAGCUGGAGUUAAAUACUCACAAAAACGUUGUCUUUGUUCCGUUACAAGAAUGGGCAAAAAUUUUGAAAUGCAGUGUUGAGGAACGUGUUGAAGACUUGUCUCGAGCUAUUAAAAAUGCUCAUGUGUCUUUUCAUAAUGAAGGACUGGAUGAUGUCAGCACAGAAUGUUUGAACUCGUUGGACUUAAAGCCAAAUACAACAUUUUCCAUGACAUUUUCGCGUGGUCAGCCGGUUGAAGUGCAGGUGUCAGCAGAGCCUGAUAGAGGUUUGCUUUCGCCAAAGCUUACGCUUUACAGAAUGACGAACAACGUAAAGUUUUGUCUUCAGCACCUGGCCGAUCCCGUGCGUCAUCUGUUUAGAUAUGCAAUACGGACAUCAUGUGAUGAGUACAAGAACGUGCAUGAUUAUUUAGACAGAUGGUUACCAAUUAUGUUAAUGGAAUCCUCAACUGGAGCAGUUCGGAAUGAAGAAAACUUCUGCAUCAACAAUGUACCUGUAAGUUUCAGUGGAAGGAAAGGAAAGUUUGCACUUGGUUUGCCAGAAUGUGAAGUGAGAAACAUUGAAUUUUCUGGAACACUAUCCGAUGAUGAGGAUGAGGAGGAGAACUCGGCCGGAAUGCCGUGUUAUGAUUGGUUGUGUUUAAAGACAACUGUACCAAAUACAAGCUAUACAUCAGUGGCAAGGACUCAAUCGCUGGAUUCAGUAUGGGUUGGUCAUGCUGAAAUUUCAAAAGUCAGCCGAAAAAAAGAUGCACAACCAAGUGGAAAGCUAAAAGUGUCAUUUUUACUUCAUAAAGAAACAACCAAUUUGCCACCAUCCCUGUAUCAGUCGGAUGCAAGUAUAAAAUGUAGCGUUGAGGUUUUGAGAAAAUUGGAGGUUGAUAGACGAACGGAAAGUUUCAUUAAGAUGCUUCCAGAGAUAAAGGAAACUUUGGCCGCAAAAAUAGCACUGAAUAAACCUAUGCCACCUUUGGACAAAAGCCGUAAACAUAUUGGCAGAUUGAUUGAAAGAGACCUGUAUUAUGAUGCCUCUAACGAGGAUCUACGAAAAAAAGCACUGCCAAAAAACAACAUUAAGCAACAAGAAGCUAUUGACAAAGCUUUAGAGUCAACUUUCUCUCUGAUACAAGGACCACCUGGAACGGGUAAAACAAAUACCGGGAUUAAACUGAUUUAUCUGUUUGACAAAAUCAAUGAUGUCUUACAUAAAGAAGGAAAGCAAAGGAAGCAAGUUUUAUUCUGCGGACCAUCGAACAAGUCCGUAGAUUUAGUUGCCGUAUGGAUGUUGAAUCGUAUGGGAAAUCUUCGUCCAAAUUUUGUCCGGGUAUAUGGGAGGUCAAUUGAAGCAAUAGACUUCCCCAUACCAGGAAGAACUUUUCAGUCCAAAAGAAGUACAAGGAAUCAGAGAACAGCUCCAGUGUUAUAUCAAGUUGCUCUUCAUCAUCUGAUCAGGCAGAAGGGAAAAAAACAUGCGGAAGAAAUCAACAAAAUGGAUAAAAUGUUUAAAGAUACCAAAUACGCUCCGAUGCCACAGCAAGUAAAGAAGUAUGUGCACCUUGUCAGGGAAGCGUCGAUCGAUGAAAUCAGAAAGCACGACGUUAUACUCUGUACAACAGCAGUUGGAUCAAACCCAAAAGUACUUUCGGCGGCAAGUGUUUACCAGGUCAUUGUUGACGAAGCUGGGAUGUGCCCAGAGCCUCAAUGCCUUGUCCCAAUUAUUGCAACAAAAGCGGAGCAAGUUGUACUGAUUGGAGAUCAUAAACAGCUUAGGCCGAUUGUUAUGUGUAAGGAAGCAGCAUCGCUUGGACUUGAAACGUCUUUGUUUGAACGAUACGCAAUGACAAAAUCUUCUAAAAACGUCCGAUUUACUAUGCUCGAACAUCAAUACCGAAUGCAUCCACAAAUUUGCUCUUUCCCGUCCGAGCAAUUUUACCAGAAUAAAUUAGAAACCAGGAGAGGUCUCUGGUAUGGUACAAACCUCGACAUUUGGCCAAAAGUAGGCGAUGACAGCUAUCCAUUUGUGUUGGUUCAUGUGGAAGGAAAAGAAGAGAUGCUUACUGUCUCAACAGAAGAUGGAAAUGAACAGUCAAAGAGUAACAGUGCUGAAGUUGAUCACGUGAUUGAAGUGUACUCUUACCUCACAAAGAAGAUGCAUCAGCACAAAGAGAGUAUCCAGAUUUUGUCCCAAUAUAACGCACAGUGUUCUGAAAUCAGAAGAAAAUUACAGAGCAAAGGUUUCAAUGACGAACACGUUAACACAGUUGUGUCAAGUCAAGGUGGAGAAUGGGACUAUGUGAUUUUCAGCACGGUACGAUCCUUACCCGACUACAAGAUUGAGAAGAAUCCUACUAUUGGAUGGUGUCAACAUAAUUUAGGAUUCAUAACGGACAAAAACCAAGUUAAUGUAGCAAUUACAAGAGCUAGGAAAGGCUUGAUAAUUAUAGGAAACAGAAAGUUGCUAGAAUGUGAUAGCGUUUGGAAGAAGCUCAUUGAGCGUUAUGAAAGGCAUGGCUGUAUUAUGGAACCAAAUCAGUUCCCGCCUAUACAACGGUCAAGUCAGUCAGAUAUGAAGGACAGAGGCACAGAUUCAUUUACAUUUAUAGGAGCGUCAUGGAAAAAAGGACGACCGAGGCAGUUACGGAAAUAUUAAAUAUCCUGAAUAAAAUAUUUCCUUUUUAAAAUCGAUUCAAAUACAUGCAAAAGAUUUUAUGGACUACAACAUUCCAGGAAAAUUACCAUUUCAUGAGUACAGGGUAUGAAAUAAUUGUAACAAACUGUUUUUUGUGAAAGGAAGAUAUAUUCUACGACAAUCUUGGCAAGCCUAGUCAUAAUUAUGUUGCAGCGAUUAUUUGAUAUCUGUCUACAACUAUGCCUAUACAUGUAAAAACUUUACUUGUUAUAUUUUGUGGUAUGAUAUGAAUUUGAUUGGAGACUUUAUGAUUUAAAUCAAAGGUAGAACAUCAAACACUUUCAUAUUAUGAAAAACAAGUGUUUUUCGAAUUCAAUGAUAGGUCUCUGUAAGACACAGUGUUAUUUUUUAGUUUUUAUGACAUACGUUUUUCAUAGUUAAUUACUUGGUCAGAUUAACACAGGUCAGAUUGAAACUGUUCAAAAAUAUGAUACAUCUACAUUCUGUGAAACAGCAACUUGUUUCAUGCAAGGCUUAAACCCAUAGGUCAAAGGUCACACUUAAUUUUUAAAAUUUACUAAAAUAAAUUCUGAUUUUUUAUAAGCUAGGGGUACUAAAGAGGCAAAAAUAUCUUACUAAAAUUUCAUGUUUCUUCUGUUUAUAUUAGCACGUGGUGUUAAUAUCAUCCGUGAAAAAGGGAGGAGUUACUAAACACAAGCAGUAGUUUAAAGUCAAGGAUCCGCUCGCGGUAUAUAGCACGAAGACACAUUGAAAAUUAGGGUAAUUUACUUACCAAGUUGGACGAAUUGCGAAAAGGUUUUACAGAACUGCAUAUGAUUUCAAGUAAAGAAGUUAUUGCUUACCUUUAUUACUGUAAAUGAUUUUAUAAACCGUUGAUUCAGGGGCAAAUCAUAUGAAAAUAAAACUGAAUUAAAAAAUGAUUUUGAUAUAAAGUUCAAUAAAUAGCUAUCGGAAGUACAACAUUUGAAAAGAAAUCAAAAAUUGGAAAGGGAAUACCGUUUAAAAAUCUGGAAGAGGUGUGCAUGUGUUUUGAGAAUACUAACAAACAAAAGCAGAUAUCAUAAGAAAGAAGUAAGUAUAAUGAUAUUUUUAUUAGGUUCAAGUUAAAUUGGAUUUAAAAUUGCUUGUGUCAUGGCGAUAAAGAGUAGAAGAGGGUUAUGUAUGGAAAUACUAAGGAACAAAAUGGAGUAACAUAAGAAAUUGAAUUGAGAAGAGAAGAAAUAACAAAAAAAAAAACAACAUUUAUUGCAUGUGGAAUUUAUCAAUAGUGACCUUGACCUUUGUAGUCUUUAAACCAACAGCUGUUGUUUCCUUACUAAGAUCAGUCUUAAUCUUAGAUUAAGUAAAAAUGACAUAAGUUUAGAACAUACAGCAAAAUUGUCAAACUGUCCUAUAAACUUUUGAUCCUCACUAUCAUAUUAUUUGAAACUACUGACCUUUAUUUUUGGGGUUGUUUCAUAAAGUGGUACAGAAAAAUUUCAAAAGGUAGUAUUUUCAAUGUCUGAUAUUUAUUUUCAAAGAACAUGUGAUACAGUUUGAAAAGGGACUGUUAUAAAAAAAAUUCAAACUACAUUGUACGCGUAUUUCACUUUCAUUUUAUGAACUCGCAGCUGAUUUAUAAAUUGAUUCUAACAUGAAUUUUAUGUUAUUUCCUAACUUGAAAAUUCAUUUGUAUAUUAUUUCAGCCUGCGGUUUUAUUUAGCAUACAGUAGGUGUUACCGAAUUAUCUUGCAGUUCGGCCGUGAAAUUGAGUGCAUCACAUUAUAUACUAGUGAUAGCAUGUUAUGCAGUAAAUAAACGCGGCUGCCUAAACAAAAUAUUUUUCUUUAGAUUUUUUUCCCUAACUUUUAUCCCCUUAAUAAACCCACAUUUGACGUAGCAGUUUAUCUUUAUGUCUAAAUGUUCUACUGUCAAAGUUCCAUCACUCACAAGAUACACACUUCUGUGUCAUAGCAUCACAUGAUGGAGAAACUCGUUUUCUAUAGGCAUAUUUCUUACAUUCCUCUACAUAUAUAUGACACUGUAUUCUUACAUUUUGUAUUUGCUGUUAAAGCAAGUAGAGUUUACUUGUGUCUGUAUGCACUUUUUUCUCAAGUUUAGAUAUCUAUUUCUUUGUUUGUAGAAUACUUAGAAUUUCAAUUAAAUUAAUUGUGUAGCAUUUUAAAGAGACUGAUAAAAUUAUAUGACAAACUGUCCUUCUAGAUUAUAACCAAAGAAUUCAGUACACUUAGAAAUUUUGUGGAAUUACAACUAAGGCGAAAGAGAUAUUUUUCGAGCUGUCGUUGUGUUGUAUAUAAUAAUUGAAUUGUUUCUGUACAUGUAUUUUUCUUUACUUAAUCUGUGAUAGCUCAUAAAUCUCUAAUUAAAUCGUUUUAUUUUUUACAAUGUUUUACAUUCGUCAAUAUUCAUUGAUAUAGUUUGGGUCAUGUAGACAUCCUUUCAUUUUGUAUCCGAACAAAUUAUUUUGAUAUUUUAAUGUGUGUUUAUACAUUUAUUGAAGACUGUAAAUUGAUACUUUGUGCUCGAUUUAUGUAAAUAAUUUUGUAAAGAGUAAAUAUGUAAAGCGGCACGUCUUGAGAAAAGCGGUGAUGUACUGCCUCGAGAAAAGUGAAAAGAAAUCCUUUUUUAUAUUGUGUGUAAGGAUAUAGACAUGACAUAGAAAUAUAUGAGGCUCAGCGUUUAUAUAACAUUUGCAAGGAUAUUUUUAUUAUGACUCAUUUUACAUAAUUAUUUUGCAGAUAUAGACAGUAUAGAAAUAUGUGACCAAUAUUGAACAAACGCAUGAAUGGAAAAGAUGCGUGAUAGUUAUUUUGAGUGCAUACAUAAAUCAUAUAAAAAUGUAUGAGUGUUUCUUUUAGGAGGCAUAAACGAUAUAGAAAUAUGCGAGCCAUUUUGAAGUGAGAGAAUUGAAAGAGCCUUUUUUAAACGGAGAUGUAAAUGAUAUGAAAUGAAUGAGCCAUUUUGAAUGGAGGUAUAUUUCUAUAUAAUAUAGAAAUGUGUGAACCAUGUAUGAUAUAGAAAAUAAUAAGUCAUUUGUCAGGAGUCAUUAAUGAUAUAGAAAUAUGCGAGCCAUUUAGAACGAAGAUGGAAUAUGUGCUAUUGAAAUGUGUUGACCGCUAUAUACAUGUAUACCAUGACAUAAAAUGUAAGUAGCAUAUAUGACAUAGAAUAGUAUACUUUGUACAGAGACUUAUAUGAUGAUAUAGAAACGUAAAUACAUUUUACAGUGUACUUUAUUAUUUUUUUGAUAUAAUAUAUUUAAGCAAUGAACAUUGUAAUAACCAUAAUGAUAAAACUCUUAAAUAUCAUUACCUUAAUCAUGUGUUAUGACCAUGUUCUAUAUAACAUAAAAGCUAUGAUAAUAGGUAUUGUUUUAAUAUAAUGGAAAUCAUGUUUGUAACACCAUGGUACUUUAUUUCUCUCUGUAUAUAUAUUACUUAAAAAGCAAAAAAACAAAAAACAAAAAACAAACAACAAAUGGAAAUUAAAGAAGACAUAUUUCCAGAUAGAAAUUCCUGUUUUUCCCUAGAGAAAAUAGCUUUCACUUAAGAGACGCAACAUAGUUCUAGCAUCAUUUUGACCUCAUACACUAUAUACAUAAUGCCAGCAAACACCUUUAUCUAUUUGCCAUUACAAUCUUUUUUUAACAUAAUAGUAUUACUCAAAUACAUGAUUUUACAUGCCUGCCUGUGAACAGCUGUUUUCCUAACCCUCAGGACUGUAUGGAUAACCCUAACUUACACAGGCAGGCAUGUAAGAUCCUUAUCUUACAUAAAGCACAAAGUAAUUGUGUUUUAAUCUUUUUCAGUGAAUUUCGCCCCAAUGAUUACCCAGUCUGACUAAAGUACUUGAUCUUCUUAACGAAGAUCUGAGAAUGACCCAUUCACAUUCGUCUUCUGUAUAUUUUGGAUUUCCUAUAUUGCUACUUUUAUUUGAACCAAUCAGACGACUUGUUUCUACAAGCAUCCGGCUGAACCAUAAAAGAGUGUCGAAUGUCAAAGGGUGAGAAAAAUGUGCAGUCAGUCCGGGGCUCGAACCCGGGACUCCUCGUUUACAGGGCGAGUGCCCUACCGACAGAGCUAACCGGCUGUUUGACACCUUACGUGACCAAGUCCGUACCAUGACAUAUGAUUUCUCUCAAAACACGAGGGCGUAGUCGCGAUGUGGUCAUCAAAAGAAUUGUAAAUAUGAAAAACCCAGGCUAACUAUAAUUUCUACUUUCACGUACAAAAUGUUGUAAGUAAGGCACUGAUUGGCAAGCGGAAGGGUCGUCAGAAUAUCAAUAGCACGUCUUCAGAUCCAAUGUGCGUAGCGUUAAUUGGAGAUGUACUUUAGUCAGAUUGAUGAUUACCUAAUGUGCCUUCGUUAAUAGCGAAAUAUAUAUUUAUCUGAUAUUUUUCAUAGUAGCAUUACCAUCAUAUAUAAUUUACAGUUAUAUGUUCGAAUAGAGGUAAUUCACUAACUGAAAACCAAGUUAUAAAUACUAAAAUAUAUUUCUGAACGGAUUACACAAUAUAAGUAUUAUUUCUAAACUAUGAACAUGAAAUGUUAAGUAGUUGAAUUUUCCAUAAACUCCGACUAGCUUAGUCUAGCCUCCUACAACAAAUGUUACAAAAAGUUCUGUACUAUACAAUCAAUUAUUGCUAUUUAUCUGUCGAUAUGAGGACUUGCCGACCUGGAAAAAGUGAUAGCCUGGAUUGAUAUAACUUUUCUCAGGUCGAUAAAUUCUCGUAUUGGCCACACCUAAAAGGCAACGAUUGUUUUAUUAUUGAAUAAUUUGGAUUCAUCCAAAAACGAAAAUCAUAUCCAAAUCUUCGGAGCGUUUGGUAAUUUGUCAGAGGGUCUUAGUCUCAAAUUGUUAUGACGUCAAAAUUAUAUUACGUCACUGCUGGAGGAUAGUCCGUGUUUUUGUUUUUGCUCCGCCUAUGAGUAAAUACGACUUCCUAUCAUUAGCCAUAUAACUGUGUUUAAACCAAUUGAAAGUAGUAAAAAUUUAGAUUUGAUAAUAAAUGACGUUAAGUUUUGAUUCGAUUUAAUUACUUGUAAAUUUGUUAUUUUAUACUACAAUAAAGACAGACAUAUGAUACACAACCCAUUACAUUUUAUGCCACAAUAUCAUAUUCCUUUCAGUAUUCAAUAUCAUGUUAAAUCAGUUUUCGUUUGCAAAUUUCAAGGAAAUAUUUACCUAAUUAUUAAUGCAAUAUUGUUUUACUUUGAUCUGAAUUUAUUUUAUAUUAUAUUGUAUUGAUGAUUGUUAUAGAUAUAUUUGUUUUAUAUUUUUUUACAUUCCGAUACAAACAAUUAUAUAUAAAGAACGUUUGGCUCAUGUUAUAAUAGCUAGAAUUGAUAUGAAGUAUUAUUUCUCAAGCACAAAUAAGGUUUUGCUUGUAAAUGUAACUUUCGUAUUGAUUUUGAUGCAGUUGCGUUCUUUUCAUUGACAUGUCAAUUUACAAAUUUGAAAGAUGAAGAAAGUAACAAAGUAAAGUAAUGUUCUGAGUUUUUUUUUUUCAGAAAUAAACUUUCAGGAUACCCGGUAUUACUUACUUUACAAAUGAUAGAAACGAAUUGUAUAACAAGUGCUCCUUGUGAAAAUAAAUGAUUCCCAUUAAUCUA
Mercenaria mercenaria is the source of this 13908-nucleotide messenger RNA. RefSeq names its product helicase with zinc finger domain 2-like. The record is from RefSeq and is a predicted model, not a curated record. NCBI's taxonomy places the organism in Eukaryota, Metazoa, Mollusca, Bivalvia, Venerida, Veneridae. Gene Ontology annotation, molecular function: RNA nuclease activity; RNA binding; 5'-3' DNA helicase activity. Bases 334 to 8295 code for a protein of 2653 amino acids. The transcript is spliced from 25 exons.